CACGCCUUUUUGCACUUUGAGGCUCUAACACAAAUAAUCAGGAAAUGAAUUCAACUCUUCGGCUCAAAGAACCUGCAACGUAAGCUGUUGUGUCUGUCGCUCUUGUUCAUAUGCAGUGAAAUGGCAGAAGCCAGUAUUUCAGUGGGACAGGACGAGUUCAGCUGUCCAGUGUGUCUGGAUCUACUGAAGAAUCCAGUGACCAUUCCUUGUGGACACAGUUACUGUAUGAGCUGUAUUACCGGCUGCUGGAAUCAGGAUGAUCAGAAGGGAGUUAAUAGCUGCCCUCAGUGCAGACAGACCUUCACUCCAAGACCAGCUUUAGGUAAAAACACCAUUUUGGCUGACAUGGUGGAAAAACUGAAGAAGACUAAACUCCAAGCUGCUGUUCCUGCUGGAUCUGGAGAUGUGGAGUGUGACGUCUGCACUGGAAGAAAACACAAAGCUGUCAAGUCCUGUCUGGUGUGUCUGGAAUCUUACUGUCAAACUCAUUUUGAACGUCAUGAAGAAUUUCGCCCAGGAAAGCCACACAAAAUGAUUGAUGCCACUGGACGACUCCAGCAGAUGAUCUGUCCUCAACACGGUAAACAACUGGAAAUCUACUGCCGCACUGACCAGUGCUGUAUUUGUUACCUGUGUACAGUUGAUGAGCACAAAAACCACGACACUGUAACAGCUACAGCAGAGAGGACAGAGAAGCAGAAACAUCUGGAACAAACACAAAGAAACUUCCAGAAGAGAAUCCAGCAGAGAGAGAAAGAUCUUCAGGAGCUGAAAGAGGUUGUGCAGACUCAUAAGCGCUCCACAAAGGCAGAAGUAAAGAACAGUGAGAGGAUCUUUGCUGAGUUGAUCCGCUCCAUUGAGAGAAGCCGAUCCAGGGUGACACAGCUGAUCAAAUCUCGGGAAAAGACUGUAGUGAGAUCAGCUGAAAAACUCAUGAAGCAAAUGAAGCAGGAGACUGAUGACCUGAAGAGACAAGAUGCUGAGAUUGAGCAGCUUUCACACACAGAGCAUCACAUCCUUUUCCUACAGAGUUCCCAGUAUUUCCCAUUUCCCCCCGAAUCAACAAAUAUUUUCAAGAUUGUCAUCAACACUCGCAUCCAUUAUGAUGAUAUUAGAAAAUCUGUCUCUCUGCUACAACAGAAAGUUGAGGAUUUCUGCAAAGAGGAGAUAGGAAAGAUAUCUGGUAGAGUGAGACACAUUGAAGUCAAUUUCUCAUCUGAGGAAGAAGAGGAUGAGGAGGAAGAUGAGGAUGAGGAGGAAGAUGAGGAGAAAGAUGAGGAUGAGGACGAGAAGGAAGAUGAGGAUGAGGAGGAAGUUGAGGAUGAGGACGAGAAAAAAGAGGAAGAUGAGGAUGAGGAGGAAGAUGAGGAUGAGGACGAGGAGGAAGUUGAGGAUGAGGACGAGAAGAAAGAAGAAGAUGAGGAUGAGGAGGAAGAUGAGGAUGAGGACGAGGAGGAGGUUGAGGAUAAGGACGAGAAGAAAGAGGAAGAUGAGGAUGAGGAGGGAGAUGAGGAUGAGGAGGGAGAUGAGGAUGAGGAGGACUUACAAUUGUCACAGUCAUUGUCCAGGUUCUUCAGAAAACCAGGCUCACAGCCCAGACCCUCCACAACAUUAGAGUCAUGGUCCAGGAGCUUUAGAGUGCCAGGCUCACAGCCCAGACCCUCCACAACAUUAGAGUCACUGUCCAGAAGCUUCAGAGAUCCAGGGUCACAGCCCAGAUCCUCCACAACAUUAGAGUCACGGUCCAGGAACUUCAGAGAUCCAGGGUCACAGCCCAGACCCUCAACAACAUUAGAGUCACUGUCCAGAAGCUUCAGAGAUCCAGGGUCACAGCCCAGAUCCUCCACAACAUUAGAGUCACGGUCCAGGAACUUGAGAGAUCCAAGGUCACAGCCCAGAUCCUCCAGAACAUUAGAGUCACGGUCCAGGAACUUCAGAGAUCCAGGGUCACAGCCCAGACCCUCCACAACAUUAGAGUCACUGUCCAGAAGCUUCAGAGAUCCAGGGUCACAGCCCAGAUCCUCCACAACAUUAGAGUCACGGUCCAGGAACUUCAGAGAUCCAGGGUCACAGCCCAGAUCCUCCACAACAUUAGAGUCACGGUCCAGGAACUUCAGAGAUCCAGGGUCACAGACCCUCCACAACAUUAGAGUCAUGGUCCAGAAGCUUCAGAAAUCCAGGGUCGAGGGGCGCUCGCGGACCCUGGAGAAGAUGGCCACCUAAUUUGUAGCUCCGCUCCCAAUUGUUUAAUAAAUUGCUGCCCUCUUCGAUUUAAGUUUAAGAAUCUCCUAAUUAAAAAGCUCAGUACACGACUAACAUGUCUGAGACUCAAGAUCCAAAGGACUUAUGAACUUCACGGUCACAGAAAAAGAAGAAACAAACUGCUUCAGCAGAAACAUCCUCAUCUUCAACGGAACAAACUGACCCAACUUUGAAUGAAAUACAAGCGCUUAGCACCCGGCUGGGGAACAUUGAUGGUCAUUUUGACACUAUCGAAAAUUGUCUUGAUGCUAUAUCAACCUCGGUUUCUGCAAUUCACAAGACUUUAUCCAACUUAUCACAAAGUGUGUCUUCAAGUGAAACCUGCUUAAUGGAAGCUGAAAACAGAAUUUCCACCACAGAAGACGCUCUGCGGGCCCGCAAGGGUGAACUUUCUGCUUUGACGAAAACGGUGAAUCAACUUCAAGCUAAAGUGGAUGACGUUGUGAAGAAGAUCUUAGUCGAUUGCAAAAUGUGGAUUCGCGUACCCGGCCAAGCUGUGUUGUUUUCAUGAUUUGGAGCUUUGCACUUUCAGUACUCCAGCCGCAGUGGAGGAGUUCACAGAGACUUUCCAAAAUAAGUGAUAAAGGGAUUCUUAUAAUACUCUCUCAUCUUUGUCAUAUUCAGAGGAGUAGUAAUUUUCCCGGGUUCUCAUAUGCCAUUUAUUUGUUUCUAAUCUGUUUGGAAUGGCAGAUGUGACUGUUAGUCCAUUUAACGGACUUUACGGACAUAAUACAUAAUACAACUCCCACUCAAACUAACUGAUCUGCUUUAUGCCACGCUAGGGCUGAACUUAAUCUUGAUCAAACCAAUCAUGUUAAAAAGCUACUGUUUCUUUCCAAACAAAAUUAUUACGAGCAUGCAAACAAAUCUGGUAGACUGUUAGCAUAUCAGAUUUUAAAAAAAAAACAAUCUGAGAAAACAAUUAAGUCUCUAAAGAUGCCGGAUGGUAUCACAACAUACGAUCCUGCACUGAUAAGCAAUACAUUUCGAUCCUACUAUGAAUCACUAUACUGUUCACAAAACAGUGCUUCACAAUUAGAAUUUCAAUACUCACAUCAAAUUCAAAAUACAUUUUUAUGGACGUACUGGAUAUUAUUCGGCGCCAUGAUGAACAUUGCAAUUCCGGUGUUGUGCAUAAGCUGCCGUCGCAUUCUUCGUGCUGUCUGUAUAAAGAUACAGAGCAGAGACUGUGCAGCAAGUUGUAUUGACAGACUUUAGCGAUUUAAAGAAGAGAAAACUUCAGAAUAAUGUCACAGAACUCAUUCAUGAAGUUGUGUGACCAACACACGGCAUUUGAUCGAAUUAUUGAGUUUACACAAGGUAAAGUUUAAUUGCAAUAUUGCCAAAAUCCCAUUAUAAUCGCAUCAUGAGGGUGGAUGUAAAAACAUUGAUUGAUCCGAGCUUAUGCACCUCUGUUUUUGAAUGAAAAAAGCAUUUGUGGAUAAAUUUGUUAAUACCCAAUAAAAAAUGGAAAAAAAUG
This is a messenger RNA of Ctenopharyngodon idella (grass carp), 3742 nucleotides long. Its product is annotated as E3 ubiquitin/ISG15 ligase TRIM25-like. Bases 121 to 2223 code for a protein of 700 amino acids. NCBI's taxonomy places the organism in Eukaryota, Metazoa, Chordata, Actinopteri, Cypriniformes, Xenocyprididae. The record is from RefSeq and is a predicted model, not a curated record. Gene Ontology annotation, molecular function: zinc ion binding. The transcript is spliced from 6 exons.